GGAAGUAAAAGUGAUAAAGAGGGAAAGAGAUGAGUCACAGGAGCAUCAAGUAUUUUUUCUCUUUUCAGGGAGGUAUUCCAAAAGCAAGAUAAACUGAUCUCUCCUCUGUCUACCCAGCAGUUGUAGAGAGACAACGUAGCUGUGUAAAUCAGAAGUAAAAUGUUAACAGUGAGUGAGGUGCUGGUAUUUUUUGUGCUGUCUCUGCUGUUAAUAGAGUUUCUGAAAUUGCAAUGGAUGCGAAGACGAUUUCCUCCUGGGCCAACUCCAUAUCCCUUCUUUGGAAAUCUGCUGCAGAUGAACUUCAGAAUUCAUCAUGAGCAUCUUAAAAAAAUGGCCAAAAUUCAUGGCAAUAUAUUCACCUUAUGGCUUUCAAAAACUCCUGUGGUUGUCCUGCAAGGGUUUCAGGCAGUGAAGGAAGGUCUGACUGCCCGUGCUGAAGAUGUUGCUGGAAGGCCUGAAAACAGAAUCUUUCAUGUUCUGACACAAGGAAAUGGUGUUUUGUUCUCUAAUGGUCAUCUCUGGAAGCAGCAGAGGCGUUUUGGAAUGGCAACAAUGAGGAAGAUGGGAGUAGGGAAAAAAGCGCAGGAUUAUCUACUGCAAGAGGAGGCUGCUCACUUGGUGGAAUACUUACAGAAAACAAACGGAAAACCUCUGGACCCCGCUAUGCCUGUUAUUCAUAUGGUCUCAAAUAUCAUUAGUUCAAUCAUGUUUGGACAUCGUUUCUCCAGAGAUGAUGAGAAUUUUCACCGCCUGAUUGAGUCCUUUGACGUCAUAGCAACAUUUUUGAACAGCAACUCCUUUUUUAUGUAUGAGUUGUCUCCCUGGCUUGCCUGUCACUUUCUGCCAUCAGUUAAAAAGAUGAAGUCCUGCUUAGAUUUUGUGAAGGAUCUGUUAGCAAAGGAACUUGAGAGUCACAAAGGAAAAAGAAAGCUUGAUGAAAAUCAAAAUUUUAUUGAUUACUAUUUGGAUGAGAUAGAUAAAACUAAAGGAGAUGCUGAUGCAACUUAUGACGAAGAAAACUUGAUCCAAACUAUUGGUGACCUCUUUAUAGCAGGCACAGAAACUACAGCCACCACUUUACUGUGGGCAUUGCUCUAUAUGGUGAUUUAUCCUGAUAUUCAAGGGAAAGUCCAUAAGGAGCUGGAUGCUGUUGUGGGUUGUUCCCAUGUGUUUUGCUACGAGGACAGGAAAAGGUUGCCCUACACAAAUGCUGUAAUUCACGAGAUCCAGAGAUACAGUAACAUACUCUUAAUUGCACUGCCCAGACUGAGUGUGAAGGACACGGAGCUUCUGGGAUAUCACAUUCCAAAGAACACAGUAAUUUUAGCAAAUAUUGACUCUGUUCUGGCUGAUCCUGGAAAAUGGGAGACACCUGACCAGUUCAACCCAGGCCACUUUCUGGAUAAAGAUGGAAACUUUGUAAAGAGAGAAGCAUUCUUACCAUUUUCUAUAGGGCACCGUGUGUGCAUGGGGGAGCUGUUGGCAAGGAUGGAGCUCUUUGUUAUCUUUUCCACCUUGCUACAAGCAUUCACAUUCACCCUGCCAGAAGGAGUGAAGGAAGUCAACACCAAGUUUGUUUUUGGGAGCACAAUGAAACCACCUCCCUACCAGCUCUGUGCCAUUCCUCGAUAGGAAAUGGCAGAUUCAGGGAAGAGUCACUCUGUAAAACUGCUUCUGUAUGUGAAUUCCUUCUUGCAUGUCCUGAGAUUUUUGCCUUCCUCUUCAUUUGGUUGAUCAUUACCCUGAAAAAUUCUUGACAGACAGUUGCAUCCUGAGCAUUAUAAUUAUACAGGGUUGAUAUUUUGUUCUUCUUUUUUUUUUCUGUUUGGAAAAUAUUGGUAAGUUUCUUGUGAUGUGUAACAAAUAAAGGCAUUAA
This is a messenger RNA of Serinus canaria (Common canary), 1876 nucleotides long. RefSeq names its product cytochrome P450 2J6-like. The record is from RefSeq and is a predicted model, not a curated record. Gene Ontology annotation, biological process: arachidonate metabolic process; xenobiotic metabolic process. The coding region runs from base 160 to 1632 and encodes 490 amino acids. NCBI's taxonomy places the organism in Eukaryota, Metazoa, Chordata, Aves, Passeriformes, Fringillidae. Gene Ontology annotation, molecular function: heme binding; iron ion binding; oxidoreductase activity, acting on paired donors, with incorporation or reduction of molecular oxygen, reduced flavin or flavoprotein as one donor, and incorporation of one atom of oxygen. Gene Ontology annotation, cellular component: intracellular membrane-bounded organelle; cytoplasm. The transcript has 9 exons.